Poecilia latipinna (sailfin molly) is the source of this 1270-nucleotide messenger RNA. RefSeq names its product B-cell receptor CD22-like. The record is from RefSeq and is a predicted model, not a curated record. NCBI's taxonomy places the organism in Eukaryota, Metazoa, Chordata, Actinopteri, Cyprinodontiformes, Poeciliidae. The annotation marks the transcript as partial. The transcript has 6 exons.
GUGUUAAUGCUGAACCUUGUCGUCGUCAAACAGUGGGCUUUGUCAUUAAAGCACCAAAUCCCAUUGAAGCACUGAGUGGAUCGUGUUUGCAUGUCCCAUGUAGCUUCACUUUUCAAAAAGGAGAAAACGAUUUUAACAAUGGAGGAAAAGCCUCUGCCAAAUGGAUUCCAAGUACUAAGAGUAUUUUUGACAUCAGUCAGGGAGUUAAUAACCAUGAAAUAAAUAUUGUUGGAAACAUAAAUCAGAAAAACUGCACCACUGUGUUUUCUGGUAUCAAGACAACACAAGAAACCAAAUACUUCCUCAGAGUCCAGAGAGGUGAAUACAAGGCAACAGCUUGUUCUGCUUCUCUUCAGAUAAAAGUUCAAGAUUCUCCUUGGAGUCCCAGUAUUAAUGUUCCCUCUGACCUGAAGGAGCAUCAGUCUGUCACUGUAACCUGCUCAGCUUUCACUCCCUGUCCACACUCACCUCCUCAACUCACCUGGAAUCUCCAACAAGACUCUCUCAGACAAACAGAGAAAAACACAGAUGGAACCUUUACAACUAAAAUCCAGGAGACCAUCACUCUGUCAGACACACAUGAUGGAUACAACAUCAGAUGUUCUGCCAGAUAUCCUGUGAUUGGAGGAAUCAAGACAGCAGAGACAGAAGUGACUCUCAGUGUUUCAUAUGCUCCUAGAAACACCUCAGCAUCCAUCAGUCCAUCAGGUUUGGUGUCAGCAGGUAGCUGGGUGGAGCUGAGCUGCUCCAGCAGAGCCAAACCUCCACCCAGAUUCACCUGGUUCAGUAUCAGCAAAGAUGGAGCCACUAAUGUGUCUGUGGAGCAGGUUUACAUAAUCAACGCUACUGAGGGAGGAGAGUUUCACUGUGUGGCUACAAAUCAUCUGGGUCAAACCAGAUCAUCUGUGAUCCUAGUUAUCAAUGAAGCAGGGAACGUUUCGUUUUGGACUGCACUACUUGCAUCAAUCGGUGUCAUUUUGCUGAUCUGCCUGGUGAUCUGUGUUUGGUGGUUUAAGUUCAAACAUCCAUCUGCACAACAGACUCUGACUCAUACAGAGAUGGAGGUUCAAACUCCAGAGAAGAAGCCAGACGAAGAAAUCCACUAUGGUGAAGUGAACUUCCUCCCGAGGAGACCUGCAGCCUCCGCCGUCUCAGUGGAGGACAGACAACAGCAGGAGACGGUGUACGCUCCGGUCAAAGUGUCUGCUGAUCGUUCAGAGGAUCUCUACGCUCAAGUGAAGAAAAACUAGCUUAUACAUUUGGAGCAAAA